Dermacentor albipictus is the source of this 1843-nucleotide messenger RNA. RefSeq names its product suppressor of tumorigenicity 7 protein homolog. The record is from RefSeq and is a predicted model, not a curated record. Gene Ontology annotation, molecular function: protein binding. Lineage: Eukaryota; Metazoa; Arthropoda; Arachnida; Ixodida; Ixodidae.
ACCUGCUCACGGUAUAACUCUUCAUUGCGAGCACUAUCACAGCCUAAAAAACUCCUACAACUGAACGCUCGAAGAGUUUUCUCAAGUCGUGGACGGUGCCCGACUUCUCGGAGCACCACGAAACCGCUGUCUAGAUGAUGGCUUCCGUCUUCCUGAACACGCUCACGCCGAAGUUCUACGUUGCUCUCACGGGAACCUCGUCCCUGAUCUCCGGCCUGAUAUUGAUCUUCGAGUGGUGGUACUUCCGCAAGUAUGGGACGUCAUUCAUCGAGCAGGUGUCUCUGAACCACCUCUCUCCAUGGCUGGGGGGUGGUGCAGAGGAGGCCGAGGGGGAUCGGCCCCCCGACAGGGGCCCCUCCUCAAUGCCCACGCCUUCCUCGGCUGGCGAGUGCAAGGUGUGGCGCAACCCGCUGUCGCUGCUGCGAGGCGCCGAGUACUCGCGCUUCCUGACUGCUACUCGCCGUGAGCCACUAACAUUCUACGAUAUGAACCUCUCUGCACAAGACCAUCAGACGCUGUUCGCUUGCGAAGCAGAUGCGGGACACCCCGAUUGUGAAGUGAUGCAAAUGGCCUGGCGAGAGAGAGACCCCAAGACACGCAUCCAACAUGCUCAUACAGCACUUGAGAAGAAUCCGGAGUGUGUGACAGCCUACAUCUUGUUGGCUGAAGAAGAGGCACCAAGUGUGUUAGAGGCCGACAGACUCUUUCGGCAAGCUCUCAAGUAUGCUGAGGUGAACCAUCGCAAAAGCCAGCCAUUGCAGCACCAGGGAACCCUUCACGAAGCCAUUCACAGAAGGGACUGCAACGUGCUUGUCUACGUGCGCCGGAGAUUGGCCAUGUGUGCUCGAAAGCUGGGCAAGGUUCGUGAGGCUGUCAAGAUGAUGCGUGAUCUUAUGAAGGAGUUUCCCAGUAUGAACCUCUUCAACAUCCAUGAGAAUCUCAUCGAAGCUCUUCUGGAGCUCCAGGCCUAUGCAGAUGUUCAAGCUGUUCUUGCCAAAUAUGAUGACAUCAACCUUCCCAAGUCAGCGAGCAUCUGCUACACAGCAGCUUUGCUCAAAGCACGUGGUGUAGCUGACAAGUUCUCAACGGAGGCUGCUGCACGUCGAGGUUUGACAGGUCCCGAGCUGAAUGCAGUAGAGGCUGUGCAUCGAGCCGUUGAGUUCAACCCGCAUGUGCCCAAGUACCUGUUGGAAGCCAAAAGUCUCAUCUUGCCACCCGAGCAUCUUCUCAAGCGUGGCGACUCUGAAGCACUUGCGUAUGCGUUUUUUCACUUGCGCCACUGGAAGCGGGUUGAGGGGGCUCUCAACUUACUGCACUGGUCCUGGGAGGGGACAUUCCGGAUGCUGCCGUACCCUCUGGAGCGAGGACAGCUCUUCUAUCCAUACCCGGGCUGCACAGAGGCAACAGACCGUGAGCUCUUGCCACCCUUUCACGAACUCUCUGUGUAUCCGAAGAAGGAGCUGCCAUUCUUCAUCCUCUUCACAGCAGGACUGUGCUCCCUGACAGCCCUGCUGGCCCUGCUGACACACCAGUAUCCAGAGCCCGUGGGUCUGGCAGCACGCACACUUCUGGCGUGGCUUGCUUUGCCUCUGGGCUACGUGUUGGACAAGCUGGAAGCACUCCUGCCCUCCAGCUUGCUUCAGCAGCUGUCACGGAUCUGACUACCUACAAUCGUCAUGCCACAUACCUCAUCUCACCGCCCAUUUGUGCUCAUAGCAGCCAUGGGAGACCCCACCCCAUUACAUGUAUGCAUGUGUGUGCACAGCCGAGUGGAUGCUUCUCAUUCUCUGUGGGUUUUCUCGAGGCUGUAACUAAUCCAUAAAGAAAUGCCUAGUCAACUAAA